Molecule: messenger RNA, 1674 nt
Organism: Melampsora larici-populina 98AG31
Lineage: Eukaryota; Fungi; Basidiomycota; Pucciniomycetes; Pucciniales; Melampsoraceae
Exons: 6
Coding region: 1-1674 (557 amino acids)
Biological process (GO): protein phosphorylation
Molecular function (GO): protein serine/threonine kinase activity; ATP binding
Source: RefSeq, a predicted model, not a curated record
AUGAAGAGAGGAUCGGAAUCAAAGCAACAAAAAACCACUGGAUUUAUAAAGAUCAACCUUGCUUAUAUUCUUAAUUCUGAACUUGUUGAAACUGAAUUAAUUGGUUCAAGCUUUGAUUAUGAUCUCUCAAAGACACAUUGGAUGCUUGAUUUGACUACCGAGGUCUGUGAUUACUUUAGAGAUCAUCCAACUUUUCCCUCACCUCAACAAGUAUUUGAGCUUGAACUUCAUAGCCUACCACCUUAUUAUAAAGACUGGUACUACCUAGGCGGAUUAGGCAGGGGUAACUGUUUACCUAAACGGAUUACCAAAAAUUACCUUUGUUGCAGGUUGACUUCUGGACGUGCUUGCGAGAAGUUUGUGUUAAUUUAUGAUGCAAAUCAAUAUUUGACAUCAACAGGCAAGAGAAAUGUUGCAGAUGAGGUCCUGGACUUGCCACGUCAGUCUUCUGCUUGUCCACAAAGCAUGUCACUACGAUCACAUUCUAUGAAAAGAAAAUCUGUUCAUAAGUCUUCAGCUGCUAUUUCUUCGGAUUCAGAAUCCUCAGUAGUUCUGCAAGAAUCAAACAACUCCAACUCAAUUGAUGAUCUUGACUAUACACCUCGUCCAAAAAGAGCCUUGAAUGUAAAACGUCCUAAAUCUAACAUGCAAUCUAUCGAGACUCAGACAUCACCUCCGACUGUACUAUCAAAAGCAACUCAGACCUUCAGCCAAGUCAUUGAUGAUUCGGGUGGUAAAGUUGGAUUUUCCGACUUAGGAAUCAUGCGAUUGCUCGGCAGAGGAACUCUUCCUAUUUUCACAAAGGCUCGGAACCGUUUAAGUCCUAGCUGGAAAUCGGGUUCAAUGCUUACAAUCAUUACAAAGGAUUUGGACUCAAAUAAUAUAAAUCUGCAUGCAAUUGAGCAGCUUACCUUUGAAAAAUCAGAGGUAGUUUAUUCCGUUGAUCGUUCUGCUUUCAUUGGGUCCGGGGCUUUCAUGAAUUGCUAUGAAGCAAAGGUCUUGAUUGAUGGCCGAGCUCAAGAGAUGGUUGCCAAGCAGGAAUUGGAUGCAAAUAUGACUCUUGAAAGCUAUCAAGCUUUGGCUCAGCGCUAUCUUGAAGCAGAAAGAAGCAUCAAUAUGUUCAAGAUGGCAAUUGAGGCCAACUUGGGCAAUAUUCCAUAUGAUCUUGUCAAGAAUUUCAUUGUACAUCAAGGACACACAGAUGAUCCUGGUCCAAAGGAGAUUUAUUUAUUUGAGGAGAAGAUCAAAGGGAAAUUUGUCAAAUUCUUUGGUAAUCUAUUCUUUUCAAUCGAUGAGGAAAAGGAAAACAAGACCAUCUAUCAAAUUAUGCACACGCUAUCACAUAAAACAUAUCAUGACAAUCAUGGUAGAUGGAUGAUUGCAGACCUUCAAGGAAAUGAAGAAGGUCUUCUCACAGACAUUGCGAUCAUUGAUGAAGAAUAUCCGUGGACUAUGGGAAACACCGACCGGCUUGGCCUGAUUGGAUUUUGUCUCACGGCUAAAUGUAACUUUUUGUGUAAAAAACUUGGCCUCCCAGAUCCUCGAAGUGCUAGAUACCCUAAGGUUGUGAAUGGCAUGGUGGUAGCAGGUACGGGGAGUGAGUUCCCUGUGCUUGACUCUGAUGCUGAGCGCUUGUGGGAAUUGCUGUGUGGUGCCCGUACCCUUUCUACAUAA